CUUUGAUGCAGAUCGGGGCCUUUCCUCCCCUGAUCAUGUUCUUCGCAACCUCGCCCGUUCAAGAUCCGGUCUUAAUCACAAUCCUCCUGUCGUUCUCGAAGGCCAAAACUGAAGUUGAGCCCCAGCUAAAGACGUCAGUCGGUGACUGCACUGCCUCAACGACCCGUUGACAUUCAUGAAAGGAUAUCUGCUGUCUCCUGACAACUGGCUAUGCGGCUACAGCGAUUCACAAUGUACUUGCGCUCCGUACUGCCGGUGCAAGACCUUUGAGCCAUGUUGCAUAUCUUGCUGCUAUCGAGUCCCUUCAGGUCUACAUCAUGUGCCCGAACACAUUCUCCGACAAUUACAAGGUCUCCCUCCGACCAGUAACAUGGGCUCAUCAGCUUAUUUGACGAGUAGCGCGGGGACGAUGAUGCCUGGUUCGGAUGAGAAGGUCAGCAAGGGGUGUUGUAUGGUCAUGUGAGACGGGCGGAGUGUGAUCUCAUCCUCCCGUAUACAGGCGUCAGUCUGUAUCAACGACACGUGUCGCCGAAAGUAAUGU
Kockovaella imperatae is the source of this 541-nucleotide messenger RNA. RefSeq lists its product as hypothetical. Lineage: Eukaryota; Fungi; Basidiomycota; Tremellomycetes; Tremellales; Cuniculitremaceae. The transcript is spliced from 3 exons. Bases 176 to 463 code for a protein of 95 amino acids. The record is from RefSeq and is a predicted model, not a curated record.